GAACUGCUACCGGCUGGUUUCCGAGCUAUCAACACGUACGAUUAUUGCGUUGUUGAGCUACCGAGCUCCCCUCCCUCGCGUUAUGUGACCUUAAGCUACACUUGGGGCGGCACACCAGAAGCAAAGGAGCUGCAGCUCGAACAAUCCAAUCAGAAUGAACUUUGCAAGCCCGGAUGCCUGAAAUUGCUCAGCGGCAUCCCAGACCUGAUUCGCGAUGCAAUCAGAUUCUGCGCCGACAUGGGUGAGCGGUACCUGUGGGUAGACCGAUUGUGUAUUGUACAGGAUGAUCUCGAGGCGAAAUUGGAACAGAUCAAUGCCAUGGACCGCAUCUAUCACAUGGCAUCUUUCACUCUCAUAGCGGCCAUACCUCUAGAUAUCGGCCUCCCCGGUGUGGUUGGUAGGCCUCGGCGUUCGCAGGUUUCGAACUGGAAUCGAAAAUUUCACUUGAAGUAUCGAUUCAUUGUCGAUAACUUCAGCCCGAAUAUUUCCAAGUCAUUCUGGAAUAGCCGUGGUUGGACCUACCAGGAGUUCACCUUGUCGCGACGGGUCAUCUUUAUCACCGAAUGGCAAGCGUACUGGAUCUGU
Messenger RNA from Boeremia exigua, 585 nucleotides. Its product is annotated as heterokaryon incompatibility protein-domain-containing protein. The annotation marks the transcript as partial. NCBI's taxonomy places the organism in Eukaryota, Fungi, Ascomycota, Dothideomycetes, Pleosporales, Didymellaceae. The record is from RefSeq and is a predicted model, not a curated record. The transcript has a single exon.